AUGGAGAAAGCCAAAGUCAUCGGACCUAACGGUCUUGCUCCAAUUUCUCUUCAGAGACAAGCAGAUAUUCGCAUCACGACCGAGGUGAUCUACGACGUGAUCACCAACAGCAACAUGAUUAGCCUGGAGGAGAGCGCUCAUGCUCCUGCUGCUGUUCGUAACAAGGCUCGUGCUGAUCGUCUCGCUGGUAUGAAGACCGUGUCGGCUCGCCUCAACGGCCGUCGCUUCACCCAGGUGAAUGUUAAUGAUGAGCCGCGUAAGCUUUGUGAUGCCUCGAAGGAUAUCGAGAAGGCGAUGAAACUCGCAAAGGUACGUCGCACCCUUCUUCCAUCCACACCCACAUCCACCUCGUCAUCUCCACAUGUGCAUGUGCUCCUGUAUUCGACUUGUUCCUGUUCUCUGCUCUUGUGUCCAUUUUCGUUCACGGGUCCCUUCGAUCCCCGUCACUUCCGAGGACAACACUUACCUUUCUUCGUCACUCCUGUCUCACACUGGUCUUGCAUAGGACAAGCAAGCUGCUGCUUCUCGUACCACUGCCCCGCGUGCCUCCCCUGCCUGAAGAACUCUGGCAUCGAUCCGCUGCCCCCCCACAAGGCCGCUCCUGUCAAAGCCGCUGGCGAAAGCAAGGACGCAGAUAACGACUCCACCGCUGGUUCCAAGAAGGCCGGAUCCACCGGGGGUGAGGAGUCCGCAACCUCUCCCAAGAGACCCAGAGGUGUGACUGCUCCUGCUGAUUUCAUGAAGCAGGUCCGUUUGCUCCACUUGCAGAAGCAGAUGGCACCCAAGGCUGUCCCUGCUGGACCUCCUCGUCGGAUUGUUUUCGGGAACCUUCCGGAGUGGGCGGACAUCCCCAGCGUCCUGCAGCUUGUCUACGGCGGUGCAAUUGAACGUGCCUGGAGUGAGAACGGCGAAGUCAUCGUGCAGUUCGUUGAUCAGGACGUCUGCGUCAAAUACUUUGGGAACCAUUCCGAGGGGAUCAGUCUGAAGGAUGGCGAUAACGACGUCACCAUCUCUGUUGUCAUGCCCGAGGAGGGCCUGCAGGAUAACGCCGAACUCUGGAAGCGUGUGCAAGGGGGUGCUUCUCGCGUCGUUUCUCUCUGUGGUCUUCCGACUGGCUUCAAGACUACCGACAAUGAAAACGUCUUGGGUAUUGCCGCUGACCCUGUCUGGGGUGGGAAGAGCUUCGAACGCAUUCUGAUCAAGCAGGCUGAGUCCGGUGUUGAUGUCUACGUCUCCUUCUACGACCUCCAUGACGGUUGGGACUUCUUGCAAAGCAUCAAGGAGGGAGCGUACGACUGCAUUGCAGGCUUUGAAGUUGAUCCAUGCGCUCUGGCUCCGGGAUUCCAUUUCAUGGAUGAGCCCAACCUGAUGUUCUCCGGAAUUCUCGCCAUGGGGGAAUAG
This is a messenger RNA of Penicillium mononematosum, 1401 nucleotides long. RefSeq lists its product as uncharacterized. The transcript is spliced from 4 exons. Bases 1 to 1401 code for a protein of 466 amino acids. NCBI's taxonomy places the organism in Eukaryota, Fungi, Ascomycota, Eurotiomycetes, Eurotiales, Aspergillaceae. The record is from RefSeq and is a predicted model, not a curated record.